Molecule: messenger RNA, 2042 nt
Organism: Hemicordylus capensis (graceful crag lizard)
Lineage: Eukaryota; Metazoa; Chordata; Lepidosauria; Squamata; Cordylidae
Gene: TUBB6
Product: tubulin beta 6 class V
Exons: 4
Coding region: 159-1499 (446 amino acids)
Biological process (GO): mitotic cell cycle; microtubule cytoskeleton organization
Cellular component (GO): cytoplasm; microtubule
Molecular function (GO): GTPase activity; structural constituent of cytoskeleton; GTP binding
Source: RefSeq, a predicted model, not a curated record
AUUCUUCUGUGAAGCUGCAGAGUGAGCAAAGCAGGGAGGGUGAAUCACAGACCGGGAGCCAAUAAAACGUUCAUUGAGGCAGGGACAUUGCUCAUAGCUGAACUCUACAAAGAGCCAGGAAGAGAGUAGACAGAUUGUGAGCUUGUAUAAGUUUCACCAUGAGGGAGAUAGUUCAUAUCCAAGCUGGCCAGUGUGGAAACCAGAUUGGAACCAAGUUUUGGGAAGUGAUCAGUGAUGAACACGGAAUUGACCCAGCAGGAGGCUACGUUGGUGACUCAGCACUGCAGCUGGAGAGAAUAAAUGUCUACUACAAUGAAUCAUCCUCGCAAACAUAUGUGCCCAGAGCAGUUUUGGUUGACUUGGAACCAGGAACCAUGGAUAGUGUGCGAUCUGGCCCAUUUGGACAACUCUUUCGGCCUGAUAAUUUCAUCUUUGGACAAACAGGUGCUGGAAAUAACUGGGCUAAAGGACAUUAUACAGAAGGAGCAGAGCUUGUAGAUUCAGUGCUUGAUAUAGUAAGGAAAGAAUGUGAACACUGUGAUUGCUUACAAGGAUUUCAGCUCACUCAUUCCCUUGGAGGAGGAACAGGUUCCGGGAUGGGGACACUACUCAUUAGCAAAAUCAGAGAGGAAUAUCCCGAUAGGAUAAUGAAUACCUUCAGUGUCAUGCCAUCUCCUAAAGUCUCUGACACUGUGGUGGAACCAUACAAUGCCACACUCUCAGUCCAUCAACUAGUUGAAAACACAGACGAAACCUAUUGCAUCGACAAUGAGGCAUUGUAUGAUAUUUGCUUCCGCACCCUGAAGCUCACCACUCCGACAUACGGAGAUUUGAACCACUUGGUAUCUGCUACCAUGAGUGGGGUAACAACAUCAUUGCGUUUCCCAGGCCAGUUAAAUGCUGAUCUACGGAAGCUAGCAGUAAAUAUGGUUCCUUUUCCACGUUUACACUUCUUUAUGCCAGGUUUUGCUCCACUGACAGCCCGAGGAAGUCAGCAAUACCGGGCCCUCACAGUCCCAGAACUCACUCAGCAGAUGUUUGAUGCCAAAAAUAUGAUGGCAGCUUGUGACCCAAGACACGGACGGUAUCUGACAGUAGCUACAGUCUUCAGAGGACCCAUGUCCAUGAAGGAGGUUGAUGAGCAGAUGCUGGCCAUCCAGAACAAGAACAGCAGCUACUUUGUGGAAUGGAUCCCAAACAAUGUUAAAGUGGCAGUUUGUGAUAUAGCACCCCGUGGCCUUAAGAUGGCUUCGACGUUUAUUGGCAACAGCACCGCUAUUCAAGAGCUGUUCAAAAGAAUUUCAGAGCAAUUUUCUGCUAUGUUCAGGAGAAAAGCUUUUCUACACUGGUUUACAGGAGAAGGGAUGGAUGAGAUGGAAUUUACAGAAGCAGAAAGCAAUAUGAAUGAUCUGGUGUCAGAGUAUCAGCAGUACCAAGAAGCUACAGCAAAUGAUGGAGAAGAAACAUUUGAAGAUGAUGAGGAAGAAAUCAACGAAUAAAUUCUCCCUAGUGCUGUUCUAAAAUUCUCAAUUUUGACUAGCUAGAUAUAGCUCUAAUCUUUUCCAUGAUAGGUGAGACUCUUUAGGGCUUAUUUUUCAGAGGCUAGGUGUCUGCUCAACCACUACUGACGUUGGAGAGGAUGUUGAGUGCUCAGCACUAGCCUUUAACCUAAGAGCUUGCUUUGGUUGAUACACAGCUAUUUAUUCUCCUUGAGAAUUUUGGCUUAAAAUGUCAAUGCAAAUAUUAUGAAAUGAAUCAGAUAAAUAAAUGCACCAGAUUCCCAGAAAGGAAUGGAUCCUAAAUAAAUAAUUCAAAAAUAGGGCUAUAUUGUUUUUCCUCAAACUGUGAAUCAGAACAAUUAACUUAGGCUGCAAUCUUAUGCACAAAUUACUUGGGAGUAAGUGUUACCUAUAUUAGUGCAACUUAUUUCCAAGUUAGAAUUGUGGUGUUAGUGAGUCUUCUGAGUGCUGUUCUGUACUGAGUAUAAAGUAGUGAGUUGCUGGGAACAAACUGUUAAUAAAAACAAUGGAAAAAAUCUUUAA